CCUUCUUUCGUCGGAGUUUUCCCGCCACAGCACAAGAAUGUCUGUGGCAUAUGCAGCUCCUAAUGUGAUUGGACACUGAAGUCGGCAGACUCGCGCCAGUUUUACACCGUCUUCAGAGCACUUUGUGAAUAAUCGUCUCCGGUGGCUGUGCCGAAACAAAUAAUAACACACUUUCUGAUUACAAAUAGUUUUAAAGUCAACAUCUUUAAACAUUGGCAUUAGCAAUAAUGGCCCCCAAGGAUUAUUUGGCUGAGAAAGAGAAAUGCAAGCGUUUCCUGCAGGAGUUUUACAGUGAAGACGAUUCUGGGAAGAAAGUGUUCAAAUAUGGAGCUCAGCUUGUGUCCCUGGCCCACAGGGAGCAGGUGGCCCUCCAGGUGGACCUGGACGACCUGGCGGAGGAGGACCCAGAGCUUGUGGAGAGCGUCUGUGAGAACGCCAGGCGCUACACGGCCCUGUUCUCAGACGCCAUCCAGGAGCUGCUGCCAGAGUACCGCGAGAGAGAGGUGGUGGCCAAAGACUCCCUGGAUGUUUACAUCGAGCACAGGCUGAUGAUCGAGCAAAGGGGUCACGACCCCGCAGACAACAGGGACGCCCGCAACCAGUACCCAGCAGAGCUCAUGAGGAGAUUUGAGCUGUACUUCAAACCUCCCACCACCAACAAACCCAAGGUGGUCCGUGACGUGCGGGCAGACAGCAUUGGUCACUUGGUGACGGUGAGGGGCAUCGUUACUCGUGCCACUGAGGUCAAACCCAUGAUGGCGGUGGCCACUUACACGUGUGACCAGUGCGGUGCUGAAACCUAUCAGCCGAUCCAGUCCCCCACCUUCAUGCCCCUCAUCAUGUGUCCCAGCCAAGACUGCGUUACCAACAAGUCUGGAGGGAGGCUGUACCUGCAGACCAGAGGGUCAAAGUUCGUCAAGUUCCAGGAGCUGCGCAUUCAGGAACACAGCGACCAGGUGCCGGUGGGGAACAUCCCCAGGAGCAUGAGCAUCUACGCCCGUGGGGAGAACACGCGCGUGGCCCAGCCCGGAGACCACGUGGCCGUGGCCGGAGUCUUCCUCCCUCUGCUCCGCACCGGCUUCAGGCAGGCUGUGCAGGGUCUCCUGUCUGAGACGUACCUGGAGGCCCACAGCGUCACUCUGAUGAACAAGACCGAGGACGACGAGCUGGGGAGCGGGGAACUCAGCGAGGACGAGCUCCAGCAGAUCACAGAGGAGGACUUUUACGAGAAGCUGGCAGGCUCCAUCGCCCCGGAGAUAUACGGCCACGAGGACGUGAAGAAGGCUCUCCUGCUGCUGCUGGUGGGUGGUGUGCAGCAGGCCCCUAAAGGGAUGAAGAUCAGAGGCACCAUCAACAUCUGCCUGAUGGGAGACCCGGGAGUUGCCAAGUCUCAGCUGCUGUCUUACAUCGACCGCCUGGCCCCUCGCAGCCAGUACACGACUGGACGGGGGUCCUCCGGCGUGGGUCUGACGGCGGCCGUGAUGCGAGACCACCUGACCGGGGAGAUGACCCUGGAGGGUGGGGCCCUGGUGCUGGCCGACCAGGGGGUGUGCUGCAUCGACGAGUUUGACAAGAUGGCCGACGCCGACCGCACGGCUAUCCACGAGGUGAUGGAGCAGCAGACCAUCUCCAUCGCCAAGGCGGGCAUCAUGACCUCCCUCAACGCCCGCUGUUCCAUCCUGGCGGCCGCCAACCCGGCCUACGGUCGCUACAACGCCCGCAAGACCAUCGAGCAGAACAUCCAGCUGCCCGCCGCGCUGCUCUCCCGCUUCGAUCUGCUCUGGCUGAUCCAGGACAAGCCGGACGCAGACUCAGACCUGCGGCUCGCCCAGCACAUCACCUACGUCCACCAACACUGCCGUCAGCCGCCCACACACUUCACCCCCAUCGACAUGAAGCUCAUGAGGCGCUACAUCUCUCAGUGUAAGAAGAGGCAGCCGGUGGUGCCCGAGGCUCUGGCUGACUACAUCACAGCCGCUUACGUGGAGAUGAGGAAGGAGGCGCGCGUCAGCAAGGACACCACCUUCACCUCCGCCCGCACCCUGCUCUCCAUCCUGCGCCUCUCCACCGCCCUGGCCCGUCUGCGCUUGGUGGAUCAGGUGGAGAAGGAGGACGUGAACGAGGCCAUGAGACUCAUGGAGAUGUCCAAGGACUCUCUGCAGGCCGACAAGUCCAGCACCACCAGGGCCCAGCGGCCAGCGGACGUGAUCUUCUCCCUGCUGCGUGAGCUGGCCACAGAGGGCGUGGCGGGGCGUGGCGGCGCCGGGGGCGUGGUCCGCAUGGCGGAGGCAGAGCAGCGCUGCGUGUCGCGAGGCUUCACCCCCGCCCAGUUCCAGGAGGCGCUGGAGGAGUACGAGGAGCUGAACGUGUGGCAGGUGAACCAGGGCCGCACACGGGUCACCUUUGUCUGAUCCCGCGAGACUUCGAGCGGCUCUUAUGAUGACAAGGUCUCUCCAGCGUAAUCCCGCGAGACUUCGAGCGGCUCUUCUGAUGACGAGGUCUCUCCAGUGUAGUCCCGCGAGACUUCGAGCGUCCCUUCUGAUGAGUGGCUUAUGUAGACUUGUACUGGACCAUCUUUUUGAAUCUGCCUUCACGCCCAUCAUGGUUUCACUGCUAGCUGUCAUGGCAGCUCUGCAGUCAUUUAGCUCAUGGGAUCACGGAGGGGUUUGUUUCUUGACUUUAUUGUGCUUUUUUUAUGUCAUGUGUUCCCAAAUAAAGAAUAUUGUAAAUAUA
This is a messenger RNA of Osmerus eperlanus (European smelt), 2733 nucleotides long. It is a transcript of the gene mcm7, whose product is annotated as minichromosome maintenance complex component 7. Gene Ontology annotation, biological process: DNA replication; double-strand break repair via break-induced replication; DNA replication initiation. Bases 228 to 2411 code for a protein of 727 amino acids. The transcript is spliced from 15 exons. The record is from RefSeq and is a predicted model, not a curated record. Gene Ontology annotation, cellular component: MCM complex; nucleus. Lineage: Eukaryota; Metazoa; Chordata; Actinopteri; Osmeriformes; Osmeridae. Gene Ontology annotation, molecular function: ATP hydrolysis activity; single-stranded DNA helicase activity; single-stranded DNA binding.